This is a messenger RNA of Xenopus laevis (African clawed frog), 1724 nucleotides long. RefSeq names its product low affinity immunoglobulin gamma Fc region receptor III. The transcript has 7 exons. Lineage: Eukaryota; Metazoa; Chordata; Amphibia; Anura; Pipidae. The annotation marks the transcript as partial. The record is from RefSeq and is a predicted model, not a curated record.
UAAUGUAUAGAAAGUCAAUGUUCCAAGAAAAGUAUGCUUUGUGUAAGCAAGAAAUAUACUUUGUGUAGACAAGAAAUAUGUUCAUCUGGGCAUCAGAGGUAGAAGGCUUGCAAUCUUCAUCACAAAGGUUGGAUUGCUUAACUUACUCGGGAGAAAACGGCAGUACAUGUAUCGCAUCUUACCAGCUUGAACCGUAUACACCGAUCUUUGACUAUCAGGAGAUGUAUAAUGUGGGUGCCUCAUACGGCAAAACAGGCAGUGAUCAGAUCCCAUCAUCCUCUGCACCUGGCUUGAACGCAUGCUCGGACGGGAGAAGUUAUGUAUGGAGAUCCCGCACUGGAAGGGCAAAUAGCUCAUUGUGCACACACGCUGCGUCGAGAGCGUCGAUGUAAGUUAAUUGAGAGUGGUAAACUGCAUGCGGUACCGGCGUCUCAGUAUCCAGAGCCCCUAGUGUAGGUGCAAACGCACAGGGUCGCCCAAUCCCAACGCUCCAAAACAGUCCAUCCGGCCCAUGGCACCCAGUCGGCAGCGCUAGGCCAACACUCAAGCGCAGCUCAUUGCGCUCACGAAAUACGGCUCCUACUCGCUGAGGGGAACUUAGCAGCAGGCUGAAUACGUCCCAUCCUGUCGGUCGGCCAUCACCAUCGGCUUCGACCUGGUCAGCCACACUCCAGACCAUUAAAAGACCUCCAGGGGUUGAAGUGUCAGACAAGCCUUUCACACAAACCAGCAUGGUGUUCCUGGAACUGAUAUUUACUGUGUUUCUCAGCCUGGAAAUUUCCGGAGACGUCAUCAGACCAGUGGUUUCUCUCUGGCCAAACUGGAUCCCAGUUUAUAAUAAAGACUCUGUAACUCUGAUCUGUAAUGUGCCUCCAUCAGCACUGGGGAACCAAGGAUUUAAAUGGUACAGAAACAACAAAGACCUGAGGAAAUAUGAGCAGAACCUCACUAUUCCAUCUGCUCAUGUGAGUGACCGUGGGAAUUACCAGUGCCAGACUGAUACCUCUGAUAAAAGUGACUCCCUGAGACUGGAUGUGAGUGCCGAUUGGCUUGUACUACAGGCUCCCCCUACUGUUCAGCAAGGGGACUCCCUGUUCAUUAGAUGCCGCGGCUGGAAUGGUUAUAAUGAGAACAGCGCAGCGUUUUACAAGGACGGUAUUAUCCUCCAUUUACCAGUCAAUAAAUCAGUUUUAAAUGCUGGAAAGGCAGAUAGAAAUAAGACUGGUAAUUACAAGUGCUCCAAAGAAUAUGGCAGUUCAUCUCUGCAAUACAGUAAAGAAGGGUUCAUUUAUAUUGAAGAAGGUCCAACCAGACCGGUGCUUUCCCUCUCUCCAAACUGGACCCCGAUACUCAUUGGUGACCCUGUAACUCUGAUUUGUUCCUUCACUCCAACUGUGCAAGAGAAUGGGAGAAUUGAGCAGAAGCGGAGGUAUUCAUGGUACAGAGAUGGCAGUUGGAUUGAGGGGGAUCAGCAGAGCAUUAUGAUUCGCUCUUCUAAACCGAAGAACAGUGGCAGUUACCAGUGCCAGGCCGGUGCCAGCGAGAGAAGUGACCCUGUUAUACUGGAAGUUAAAUAUAGUUCAGCCAGGUUCAUCCUGCAGACUCCCAUUUCAAUCCACGAAGGGGACUUUCUCACUCUCAGAUGUCACAGUCUUGGACAUUCUAGAAGAGAGAUGACACUUUACAAGGACAAUGAAACCUUUCUAACCUCAUUCAAGGACAAC